AUGUGCUAUCGCAGUCGUUGGCGUGGGUUGGAUGAACAGGCACAGCUAGCUGACAAAGAGGCUAGGUUCAGCCGGGCGCUCGGCAGGAUGCAGCAGUACGGCCAAUCAGACAACAGCGCCGAAGACGAUCCGGUCCUUUCGUCAACGGAUAGUGAAGAUGGCGACGACGACACCUACGACAACGACCACGACGAUAACAGCAACCAAGACAGCGACUACAUCCCAGAAAAAGAUAGUCCAUCAUACACCAGCUCGGCAUUCACCACAAAUUCUGUUGAUCCAACGCUCCAAACACUUUUAAACGGGCCACAGUGGCAACUGGCCAACCCUUGGGCGCGGCGUGCAGCAAGAGUAGACUACCGUCUGAAGAAGCCUAGGAAACUAAUAACAACAGGCACAGCUAAGAAACAGAAGCGAAAAUUCAGUGAAAGUGCAGCUGACAGUAGUCUGGUACUGUUCCCUCUUCAUGACCCUCAGACCAGUUCAGCCGAGGAAAAUUCAGCAAAGCGUCUUCCUCCUAGCCCUCAGACUCUAGCACGCUGGGGAAAGCGCCGGGCGGAAGAAAACAAGUCGCGU
This is a messenger RNA of Bipolaris oryzae ATCC 44560, 576 nucleotides long. RefSeq lists its product as uncharacterized. The transcript is spliced from 2 exons. The record is from RefSeq and is a predicted model, not a curated record. The annotation marks the transcript as partial. Lineage: Eukaryota; Fungi; Ascomycota; Dothideomycetes; Pleosporales; Pleosporaceae.